AUGACCAGUUUGUCCAAAAGCUUCAUGCAGAGUGGACGAAUCUGCGCAGCAUGUUUCUAUCUGUUAUUCACACUACUUUCAAUCCCAAUCUCGUUUAAAGUUGGUGGUUUAGAGUGCGGUCUUUCCUUCACGGUGACACUGUUCACUUUGUAUUUCAUAACUACGACUCUUAACGUGUUGGCAAGACGACACGGAGGAAGAUUAUACAUUUUUUUGACCAGCUGUCUGUAUUAUUCACAACACUUCAUCAUUGCAUCUUUGCUAUACCUGUUUUUGUCUGGAUUUUCUAAUGAUGAAUUGGGAAACGUUCUGAAAAAUAAAUCUAAUGAGUCAGAGUCGUUCUUAGAAGCUUUGAAAAAUAGCUUAAAUUCCAACCAAAUUAACUACGUGUUAUAUUAUUAUUACUAUCGAUUUGUUGUUCAACCGUGGCAGUUCGUACUUACCAAGUCCACACCUUUUUUUACUCUAUCAGAAGGUUUUUUCACUAUUUUAGCCAUCCAGGCCGUCGGGGAAACUAAUAGAUGGUUAUCAAAUGACCUGAAUUCAAACACGUGGAUUAUUUCCUCAUUGCUAGCUUCUGGGGGUGUGAUUACCGCUUCGCUUUAUUAUUUAUAUCGGAUUUAUGUCACCCCUAUAUGGCCAUUAUCCAUCCAAACAGCGUCUUUAUUAGGAUUUGUUUUGUCUAUGGUAUGUGGGUUGGGUUUAUAUGGUAUUGUGAGUCAGAAAGGAUCCGUCAUAGAAAGCUCUUUAUUUUUUGCGUAUAUUGUUCGUUGUAUUUAUGAAAUUUCGCCUAAAUUAGCUACUACGGCAACUGAUGAAAUUUUAGACUUGUUUAAAGACGUCUGGCAAAAGCAUCAAAGGAAUCUGCCCACUGCGGACAAUCUUUUGUGCUACUUCCAUAAUGUCAUAUUAAAGAAUGCAGAGAUGUUAUGGGGGUCUUUUAUUCCUAGGGGAAGAAAGAAAACUGGUGAUUUUCAUGACAAACUCAUUAGUAUUUUAUCAUUUGAAAAAGUAUCCUUAAUAUCUAAACCGUUCUGGAAAUUUUUCAAGAAUUUCACCUUUAGUGUUCCGCUAUCCAUUAACGAAUUCUGCCAAGUUACAAUCAAGAUGGCAAGUGAAUCAGUUUCCCCAGCUAUAGUAAUUAAUUUAUGCUUUAGAGUUCUAAUGUUUUACUCGGCCACAAGGAUUAUUCCAGCAUUACAAAGAAAGAAUGACAAGCAAUUGCGCAAGAGUCGUAGGAUCAUGAAGGGUUUGUAUUGGUACAGUCCCUGCAUAUUGAUUGCUAUGUAUACUCACUUGAUUUUACAAUAUUCGGGUGAGCUGAAGAAGGAUCUAUGUAUAUGGGGUUGCAGUGAAAAGUGGUUUGGUUCAGAUCAACCAGAAAUUAUAGUGGAUUCAUGGGGAUUCUGGAAUUGGUGCAAUAUUUUCUGUACUGUUUUGGUGUAUGCUACUGAAUUGAUAGGUUCUGGUAGUUGA
Messenger RNA from Saccharomyces paradoxus, 1476 nucleotides. It is a transcript of the gene ICE2, whose product is annotated as Ice2p. The transcript has a single exon. The record is from RefSeq and is a predicted model, not a curated record. Gene Ontology annotation, biological process: endoplasmic reticulum inheritance; septin ring assembly. Bases 1 to 1476 code for a protein of 491 amino acids. Lineage: Eukaryota; Fungi; Ascomycota; Saccharomycetes; Saccharomycetales; Saccharomycetaceae. Gene Ontology annotation, cellular component: perinuclear endoplasmic reticulum; endoplasmic reticulum membrane; cortical endoplasmic reticulum.